AAAUUGCCGACUUCCUCCCUCCUGCAUCAGCAGCAUCGUUUUCUCUUUCUUGUCGAUACAUCCACCUCUCGAUCGGAAGCUCGUACCUCGAAAUCUAGCUACCUCCAAAGAAGACAGGGUAGCCUUUCUAAACGCUUUGGAGCAUGAUCUUCGAGACUUUAUCGCUUGCAAAUCUUGCGGAAAGCUCCAUAGCAUGCAAAAUGCUAAGACUUACGUGGGGAGAUAUUCCUGUUCAGACGAAGAAGCCUAUUGCGUUUGGGAAGGCUUCAAGGCAUUCGUGACAUCGCAUAUCUCCCAAGAUUUCAGCACUACCAUUUUUAAGAUGGCAAUGAAGCGUUGUCUCGAUUUUGGUCAUGAUCGUCAAACCAAGAAGCUUUUGAAGCUUCUGGCAGGAGGAAAGCGCACAUACUCACGGGGUACAAUGCGUGUAACGGAGGAGUCAGAAUGCGACAUCGAGAACGGUUCUCUCAUCGCCGUCCAACACAUAGCUUAUCAUGGCAAGUGUGCAGGGUUUUUCGAGGAGCAUCCACUCGUCUACUGGAUGUGCCCGCAUCUUGAAUGCUAUGUAAAGGAGUUGCCCACUCUAUUCAUAAAAGCAAUGCGAGGUCUCCCACAUGAUGUCAAGUGGUCAACGCCCCUACACCUUGAUGGAAGUACGGGCACAAAGAAGAAAUGGUGGGGUUCUUGCUCGAAAAUCCAGAAGUGCCAAUACUGCCGGACCGUAUAUAAGGCCGCUUAUGAGCACGACGCUGAUUGUAAUAUCGAGUUUACACUAGAUAUCUGUAAAGAUCUUGGGCCGGGCCCUGAAGGCAAGGAAUGGGAAGCGCACGCGACUCAAUGGCGCUUUCCGCUGACUGACCCCUAUUCAAUCACAAGCACCAAAGAAAGGAUAUACGUUCCGAAGUGGACGCUGCAACACAGUGAUUUCGACAUCUAAUGUCUAUCAUAUCUUAAAACAUAUAUAGUAAGAAUAUAGCUAGACUAUAACAGUACUUGCUGCUACAGUAUCGGUAAUGACGGACCUAGGACAUUCCCUUGAAAACUUCG
This is a messenger RNA of Mollisia scopiformis, 1047 nucleotides long. RefSeq lists its product as uncharacterized. Lineage: Eukaryota; Fungi; Ascomycota; Leotiomycetes; Helotiales; Mollisiaceae. The record is from RefSeq and is a predicted model, not a curated record. The transcript has a single exon. Bases 194 to 937 code for a protein of 247 amino acids.